Messenger RNA from Egretta garzetta (little egret), 5073 nucleotides. It is a transcript of the gene PISD, whose product is annotated as phosphatidylserine decarboxylase. Lineage: Eukaryota; Metazoa; Chordata; Aves; Pelecaniformes; Ardeidae. The record is from RefSeq and is a predicted model, not a curated record. Gene Ontology annotation, biological process: phosphatidylethanolamine biosynthetic process. Gene Ontology annotation, molecular function: phosphatidylserine decarboxylase activity. Gene Ontology annotation, cellular component: mitochondrion.
GGAGGUGAGGCGUAGCUACCCGACUUCCACUUUCUGAACCAGGGGUCCAGUUUCAAUCCAAAUCCAGUCAACAGGAGAUGCAGAAAACCUGUAUUGGAGAUGUGGUCUGCAGGGUCAAAGAGGGAAAUUUCCCUCUAUGUGUAUUCAGAAUGCUCAGAUAGAAAUACUGCAGCUUUUUGUCUUUAAAAAACAAAGCAAAACCAAAUCAUCUUCCUUUACUCAUGUUUUCUAUUUUACUUCUACUGGACAUAAAAACUGUGCUGGUAGUGAGAGUCACAUAAUGGACACGUUAACAGUUCUUUUAUACCCGAUUCUCAAGCUGGCCCUAAAACUGGCUUAUUUCGUUGAGUAUCUGGGUGUUUGUAGAAGAAUGUCCUUUACCUGCUCCCUAUGUGAGGCUUUUGAGAUGGAAAGAGGCUUCAGGAGAUGGAUGUUGAUGUCUGGCAAGGGUUGUAAAAUAGAAAGACGUUCCUUUCCUUUCUGUUUUCUUCUUUCCAAGCUGGACAUGAAGAGCAGGAAGGGGUUUUUGGUGCCCAGCAGUCCAGAACUCUUUUAGCGGCAGCUGCUGCACUGCAGAGUCGAAGCUGGGAAUUAUCUCCUCCUCUUCUCCACCCCACUCCUCCUCCCAGCCUCGGAUUCAGACUGGCUCUGGGGUUAGCUCUGCAAGGCCAGCUGGCUGCUCAUCUGACUGUAGUGCAUUGCUGCCCGGCAGCCUGAGACUGCGGGGUGUUUUUUGGGGAGUUGAGUUUCAAUGGCCACCCUGACUAGCAAGAAGCAAGGACUGCUUACAUGGACAGCUCGUUUUUAUCUUUUGCGGAGUCGGCUUUGUAGUGGGAUGUUGAAAUAUGACACAAUGCCUGUUUGUUUGCAAUAGCUGCAACCCUUGUAGCAGAGAUUCAAGUGGGAAACAGAGGGGGAAUCCAGAGACAAACCAGCGGGGGAAUUAGGAACUGUGACGCCGUGUCCUCUCUCCUGUGCCGGAGCAAGCAAAGGGAAGAGAGGUAGAGGAAAAAAGACUGAGCCUUGCAACCAGCCGUCACCCUGACGAUGUGUCAGUCAAACACCCUGCAGGGACCAGAUCUGCACACAGGGAAAUGGUGAGAUGCUAUAAAGCUUUAUCUAACCCUCCACCCUCUUGCUACAACCUCCGCAAAGUUAAAAUUCAUGUCCGGAGGCUGCGUUCAGGGAACGGCGGCAGCAGCAGCUGUGCCAGGGACCAGCAGCCAAAUAGGAGAACUCGUUUCAGGUUGCAAUUUCCCCAGCUGGCCCUGAGGCGAAGGUUGGGCCAGCUAAGCUGUAUGUCUAGGCCUGCUCUGAAACUCCGUUCUUGGCCUCUGACUAUUCUCUAUUAUCUUCUGCCUUUCGGUGCUCUUAAACCCUUGACCAGAGUGGGAUGGAGGCCUAUGAGCAGGGUUGCUCUGUACAAAUCGGUACCAACUCGACUGCUGUCACGAGCCUGGGGUCGCCUGAACCAGGUGGAGCUGCCUACAUGGCUGCGGAAGCCAGUUUACAGCCUGUACAUCUGGACAUUUGGAGUGAACAUGAAGGAGGCAGCUGUUGAAGAUCUGCACCACUAUAGAAACCUCAGCGAAUUCUUCCGCAGGAAGCUGAAACCACAAGCGCGGCCAGUCUGCUGUUUGCACAGUGUGAUUAGUCCCUCUGACGGAAAGAUCCUUAAUUUUGGACAGGUAAAAAACUGUGAAGUAGAGCAAGUAAAAGGAGUUACUUAUUCUCUGGAAUCUUUCUUGGGACCUCGCAUCUGCACAGCAGAACUGCAUUUUAGCCAGGCCCCACCUGGUAACUCUUUUCAGCAACAACUGGUCACAAAGGAGGGGAAUGAGCUCUAUCAUUGUGUAAUCUACCUUGCACCGGGGGAUUAUCACUGCUUCCACUCACCCACUGACUGGAGAGUGUCACACCGACGUCACUUCCCAGGCUCUUUGAUGUCUGUGAAUCCUGGAGUUGCUCGCUGGAUCAAGGAACUGUUCUGCCACAACGAACGGGUUGUCCUUACAGGUGACUGGAAGCAUGGCUUUUUCUCUUUAACAGCUGUAGGAGCAACAAAUGUCGGCUCUAUCCGCAUCUACUUUGACCAGGACUUGCAUACCAACAGUCCGUGUUACUCUAAAGGUUCCUACAAUGACUUCAGCUUCGUAUCCAACAACAACAAGGAGGGAAUCCCCAUGAGGAAAGGGGAACAUUUAGGGGAAUUUAACUUAGGCUCUACAAUCGUACUGAUCUUUGAGGCACCCAAGGACUUCAAAUUUCACCUCAAAGCUGGACAGAAAAUCCGCUUUGGAGAAGCACUGGGGUCUCUAUAGAACCUCCCUCAGCGAGGUCUGCUAUACAAAGGGACUCUUACCACACCACUGAGUGUUUCACUAAACAAGUAUGUGUCACUCAGCAGGACCUGGGUGAGGAAAUCAGAAGAUGUUAUUGCUAUGUUGAGAGUAUUUGGUCUGUAUUUACAUGCUGCUGAAUGCAGAAAGAGAAUGGAAUGACGAUAUAUGUGUCAGGUACAGCUGCCUUUAUAAAGAUGUUGACCAUGGAUAUUUCUGUCCCACGCUGUGCCUGUAGUCUUUCAUGUUGUCCCCUCAAUGUGCCACAGAAUAAUUACAUUCUUAGAGCCUGUAAGUCCCUUUUAAGCCUUCCUAGGCUGUGCAGGUGCAAUGGGGAAGGGUGGAGGUAGAUAAGCUGUAUUUAAAGGGACACAGACAGGCUCAGUCAGACCUUAUAUCUGCAAUAUCUAUAUUUCAGACCUUGAGUAAAGAAUGUGUUCUCCUAUUUAUUUUAUUCUAAGACACUCUCCUGCAGUUUUUAAUAUAAAGUCAGCCUGUGACCACGUAGAGCGCCAAACAGUUAAAUGGGCUAGUAUGUCUUCACAGUCCAAACUAAGCAAAACAUACAUCAGACAGCAUCAGUACAAUAAAUUACACUCAUUCACAUUUUCUACUGUUAGACAUCUUCCAUUCUUUUGCCUGACAUUGUCCCUUUAAAAAUGGACUUUGCACUGUAUUUUAAACCUGAAAAUACUUGUCUGCAUUCCAUAUGAUGAAACUGGUCAUCUUGCGAUUUUCUUUGAAAAAAGCAGAUAAAGCUGUGUCCUGCUCCUAACCCAUGGUUUUAUUUUGCUGUUCCAGGCCUUAAGGAUUUUAUUUGUAUGAGAGAUAGUUACUUCACUUCUUGGAUUAAGGGGCUAGAAGACAUAGGGGAUUCUUUUCUUGUAUGAUGCAAUGAGAUGGCAGCCAAAAUAUUUUUACUUUCUGAUAUGUAUCUUCAUUUUUACUUUGUCACUAAAUUCUUGAAGAAUUAAUUCCUGUACUUACAGAACAGUUUCAGAUACUUCAGGACCAAUUUUUAUUGCACGGAGUGAAAUGCCCUAUGCACUGACUGUGUAUAGAAACAUUACCUAUCUUUGAAGGAAUCCCAGGUUGCCUCUCGGGUGCCAGCCCAGCCGUCCUAUAAUGCACUGGCAACAGUUUCAUCUUCUCCAAAAUAUAAACCACAUCCACACCUGCUCUGACUCCUGCCCUCAUACUUAAUGCUAGGAAUGUGCUGGUGGGGAGUGAAGGCUCUAUGCUGAAGCUUCAUCCUACAGCAAAACUUCAGAGCCUCUCUGUAACUUCAUGUCAAGAAGAGUUAAAAUCUAACACCUUGGAUCUGUUGAGUGUGGCGCUACACGGCACUGACAGAAAGCCAAAGUGAAGAAGAAGAAUUGAGUUUUAGAGCAAUGUAUCAACUGUGUUUAGAGAAUAAACUGUUUCAAGUCCAGGCACUCAAACAUUUAGAACAACUUUGCUGUCCAGAGCUUGUUGGAGGGGACAUGCUUAUGAAACCUGCCUUUCUGCUCUUGAAAGAUUUCUUAUAUUACUUCCUUGCUUGAGCCUUGGUUAUUUUUUCUGCUACUUCAAGGAGAUGGUGGGCUUUCUGAUUUCCUAAAGAAAAACUUCUCUUCUUUGUAUGCACUGCAGAAAAUAGAAUAUAAUUUUGUUGUACAAAUGUCCAGUUUGCCAAGUCCUGUAUGCUUAGCUUGUCAUCAGGAAAGACAGGAUGAUUAACUGCCUCCAAGUGAUGUAGCCCAGCCAUGACUCAGAUGAUGGUGGCUGUUUGGGUGACAAGCAGGAGAAAAUUCAUUUGGCUCCGAGAGUCAAUGUUUCCUCACUUUACCUGGGGAGGAGUUUGAAAGCUUGAAGUGGCUCUCAGCCACCUAUCUUGUUAAACUUCUUGGCAUUAGCAAGUUUACUCCUGCAGCAGUGUAUUUAUUACCAUAUACAGAUUAUAGAUGUGCGCUUUUUUAAACCACUGAGAGUGAGAAAAGUCUAAAGCAAACAUCAACCCCAAGAGGAUAAAGCUAGCCUUUUGACUAAACUUCAACAUCCUGUUAACAGUAGAAAGCAAAUUUGUUCCAGUGGAUGAGAAAAAAAGACAACUGAAUUUUUUGCCCCUUUUCCAUUGGGGCCUACGACAUCCAGACAUAGCCAAAGCAACUUAAGUUUUAAUUUCUUCCUACUUGGCAUCAUCAUCCACGGUAUCUGAAGGUUACUGUUAGCCUAGUAAUGGAGGAUGGGUUACCUGGUGUUUGCUUUAUUAGAAAUCUAAGAAGGAGGAGAGGAUUCAGCAUCCAAGUGGCUGUUCUUGUGAUGGUCUUAAUAACUGUGCAGAGCUAGCUGAUUAACAAACAUUACUUGUUACGCAGUGGUCAGCAAUGUGCCCUGGAAUCAAAGGCAAAGUUCUAGAGGGUACUGAUAAUGCUGUGAAUUUCUCCUGCAUGGAGAAUCCAUUAAUUCUUCAACUGUAUCAGUAGCACGGUAUUUUUGUAUGUCAAAGUGUAUGACUUAUUGACAUUAACUCAUUUAAUUGCAAACAUUUUGAAAUAAAGAGUCUUAUCAGCGUUGCUUAUCUUUCUGAAAUGUCAGAGUAACCUAAACUAGGUACUGUGAGUGCAGCAUGAAGCAUGUCUAGCGCCUGUUUUUAACCAGCUGUAGUAACAAAAUAAAGCAAGCAAAAGUAUUUAAGUUAAUUUAUUAAAUAAAACUGCCAUACAUAGACUAAGAGAAUGUAUACAUCUCUUCC